Molecule: messenger RNA, 4274 nt
Organism: Hipposideros armiger (great roundleaf bat)
Lineage: Eukaryota; Metazoa; Chordata; Mammalia; Chiroptera; Hipposideridae
Product: rho-related GTP-binding protein RhoG-like
Exons: 2
Coding region: 730-1323 (197 amino acids)
Biological process (GO): small GTPase-mediated signal transduction
Molecular function (GO): GTP binding; GTPase activity
Source: RefSeq, a predicted model, not a curated record
CCCCUCCCAAUUACUUGAUUCAUGAAGAAAUGGAUGAGUGUGGAACUCUUUGAUCUGGAGUUUUACUCAGAUAAGGUGGGAAGGGAUGAGACCCCUGGCUUGCCUUCCCCAGCAGAAUAGAAUUAUGAAGUCACAGUAGCUUCUGACACUUAAGCACUUCCUAUGUGGCACGUACUACGAAUUACAGCUCAUGCAAUCCUUCAUUUAAGCCUCAGGUUAAAAAUCUGCACAAGUUCACAAAGCUUAGGAAUAGAGGGGACUAGUUUUGACUCCAGGCGGUCUGACUUUGGAGCCUAGACCCUUAACCAGCUCUCUCUCUGGCUCAGUCUAACUGGUCUGCCUUUCUCUCUGACGGUAUUGCUGUUUUUCAGGAGCAGAGGUUCCUUUGCUGAGUCUAUAGCCACAGACCCAAAGUCAGAGCCUCUUUCUUUUGUUUCUGCUUUGGGAACCUCCUUUCUAUACCAAUUUUUAAAAUUAGUGACCAUUUAUUGAGCACCUACUAUAUUUUAACACCUUUGAUACCGCUCGAUCUCCAGACCUCAUGACAAUAGAAUAUGAAUACCUGUCUACAAAUGGGUUUUAGUCUUUUGGGGCUCACAGCCCUUUUUGAGAAUCUAACAGUUUUGGAUCUUCUUUCCAGAAAAAUUCACUUAUGCACAUACAUAUACGAUUGCACACAACUUCAGAGGUGGCUUUUGGGACCUACUGAAGCCUGUCCUCUAGCAGUCCAUGGAUUCCGAGGGAAGAAUGCAGACGAUCAAAUGUGUGGUCGUAGGAGAUGGGGCUGUAGGUAAGACCUGCCUCCUCAUCAGUUACACAACAAAUGCCUUUCCUGAAGAGUAUAUCCCCACUGUAUUUGACAACUAUAGCGCCCAGACAUCUGUGGAUGGUCAGCUCGUCAGCCUGAACCUGUGGGACACAGCUGGCCAAGAGGAGUAUGACCGACUGCGAACGCUGUCCUACCCCUUGACCAAUAUCUUUGUCAUUUGUUUUUCCAUUGGGAACCCAUCCUCUUAUGCCAAUGUGAAGCAUAAGUGGCACCCAGAAGUCUCCCAUCAUUGCCCCAAUGUACCUGUUCUACUGGUAGGCACCAAGAGGGACUUGCGGAGUGACCGUGAGACAGUGAAGAAGCUGAAGGAACAGAGACUAGUGCCUACAACUCCUCAGCAAGGCGCUUCCUUGGCUAAGCGAAUGGGGGCUGUGAAGUAUCUAGAAUGUUCUGCUCGGACGAAGGAUGGGGUACAUGAGGUAUUUUUGGAAGCUGUCCGGGCUGUCCUUUACCCUGCCACAAAGAAGACCACCAAGAAGUGUGUCCUCUUAUAGCUUUUGGGGUGCUACUUGGGACUGCACCUGAGGAGAAUAAGGGGGGAUUCAUUUGGCAGCAAAUAGCAAUGCCAGCAUGAGCCAUUUGUCUCUUUUGGAAACCCUAGGCUCCAGGGUACUUGGCUUUUGGAGGAACAAAGACAGGCUAGUGUGUACAUAUGGCUGCUUUGAAGUUUAGUUUAAACCUUUUGGAGGAAGUUCGAGUGUGUGUGUGUGUGUGUGUGUGUGUGUGUGAGAGAGAGAGAGAGAGAGUGUGUGUGUGAGUGUGUGUGUGGUCAGAGUGCUUAGCGGAGACACCACAAGCACUGUUCUUUCCUGUCCUAGCCAGGCAACAACUAAACAGAGCAGCCUCAUACUGUUCUUUGUAGGCGUUUGUCUCCUUUGAAAUGGAAUCUCAGCUGCCCUGGCUGAAGUUACCACCAAGCAAGCGCCUCACAGAAGGGCAGGGCUCUCCACUUUUCAAAUCACUGCCUUCAACUUUCUGAUAUACUGAUUUGUGAAAACCAGUUUGUGUGUGAUUCCUGGGUGUUACCAAUGUUCAUACGUUCUUGUCUCAUUCUUGAGAUGAGACACUUUUGCUAAACUGGCUAAGCAGCAUUUUCCAAAGUUCUGGGAGAUGGUAACAGAUGUUCCUUAAAAGGGCUCCGUGGUCAAAUAAGUCAGGAAGCAGCCAUUUAAACAAACCAAACAGGCUCCUCUACUGCAGGAAUUUAUAAGUUUUAAUAAGUAUGCAACAGUCCCCAAACUUAUUUCACUGAAUGUUUGGGGUCCUAUGCAACACCUAUUAACGCCUCUGGGAACACUGUCAGAGAUGCUGGUGAACAGGGCCUAGAAUUCCCAUGGAGGCGGCUAUGGAGAGAAGCGCAGUGUGGCCUUAUUCUUUCUGAGGCUUCCCCCUUCGUGCCUUUGAAAGGAAUGUUUGUCAGCCAUGGACUUGUUCCUGUUGCUCUUCCAUCCUCAGGAGAUGGGUCUGGCACUUGGUCACCAUAUUGCACUGGAUGUGCGACGUGGUGGUCAGAUCCGCUCUCGGAUUCUGAUAGCACCGUGGGCCUGGUGAAGUGGAAUUAACAAUCCCUUUGAAAAGCUGUCUCUCUGAGGCUUCUGUGUGGCCCUUUUCCCCAUCACCUCCCAUUUUAGGGAACUACCACUGAAGGUUAACCCCUAAAUAAAACCAAGCAAAAUGUCCUGCCAGUCACUGUCAGGGAGUUCUGGAUUCCCUCUGAGAUGUCUUUUCUGCUGUCAUUCCUGAGUCACUAAAAAGGCUACCUUGCUUUCUUCCUGUUCCUCCAGCAUGCGUGUGUGUGUGUUUGUUCAGCCCCUUGUGCCUUUUGAGGUCUUUUAGCUGCUCCAAGAGAGCUGGACUCUGUUGGAUCUCCAGACCCCAGGGUUAUCACCAUGGUGGUGAUUUUGCUGGAGUUGCUCAGCUGCCUGGGCCAAUCGGAGUCAGGUUCCAUAUCCUAGUGGGCCUGCUUCUCCUCCCUCGUAUUUCUGACCUUUAUUUGAUAUGGAAGAAAAGCUUACUUGCCCACCUGGCAGACAGCCAGUGACAACUCCACCAUGCACGUACCCUCAUCCUGCCAAAAUAGCAUUGGAUUUUGAGAAUUUGGGGAAUGGAGCUAACGGAUCACAUACUUCCCCCAUGGUGUGUGAAGCGUGUGUGCUGUGCUCUGACAGUCUUGCUGUGAUUCUCUGACAAGAUGUGAUCAGAGUGGCCUCCCUCAGACUAAAUGAACCUCCCAGAUAGGGUUGUCACAUAAACACAGAAAUAUUAGACAUGACAAAGGAGACUAGACUUUGGGUGGUGAGCACACACAAUGGAGCAUACAGAUGCCGUAUUAUAAAGCUGUACACCUGAAACUUUCUUAUUAACCAAUGUUACCCCAAUAAAUCUAAUUAUAAUUAAAAAAAGGAAAAUUAUUUUUUACAAAAUUUUAGUACAGUACGUAAUAUGCAAUUUUGGGGACAUACUUACACUUAAAAACUUUUUGCUAUUUAUCUGAAAUUCGAAUUUAACGGGGCAGCCUGUAUUUUUUAUUUGCUAAGUCUGGCAGCCCUACUCUUGGAGAAUCUGGAACCUGGAGGUCAAGCAGAAAUCAAGUAGUGACAGAAGACAAAAGGUUAUGUCAAGUCUCCACUCUUCCUGCUUUGCUUCUUGUUCCCUUUUCCGUCACCAGGGACUCAAGUGUCUUGUUUUGCCUUCAUCACCGCACCCCCCACUUCAUGCAGUCCUUUGUUGGUGUCUAUUUCUCCACCAGUUGCCAGUCUAAAGCCGUGGAGGAGCCAGGAUGGACAGCACUGCCUUGCAUGUGCCUUUUGUUUCACUUUCACUGUACUGUAUCUAUUUUCCUGUGUGACCCCGGGCCUCCUGUGGUGGGUGGCAGGGAUUCUGCAGGAGCAGUGUAUACUGGGAGAGAGGGAGUGAGGGUGGCCCUCCUCCGCUAAGGCCCAGGAGCACUCUGGAAAGUGGGGCUGCUGCUGUAGUGUGGUAACUAUAGGAGUCGGCUGUCCUUGUGUACAGUCCCUGAGUUUUCCCACAGGCAGCCAGUGUAUUCCAGUCUCAGGAUAUUCCUGUUGAUGCUGCAGGGGUGCUCUCACAGGACUUCAUGGUUGAAAGGGGCUACCAACAUGGCUGUCACCUGUGUCUCUGGGAACUCUGUUUAGCUACUAAAAACCUUCCAAGUUAGCUUCUAAUAGUGCCUCUUGCUCCCCUUUGCCUGCCCAAUCCCCAAAUGUAAGUAAGCCUAGGUUUGGUUUGGGCAAACUCGUGUCCCUCUAGUAAACGGAGGUGUGAUCCACAAGUCUGAGAAGUUUUGUACUGGACUGAUUUGAUGGUCCUAAGCAUACACUGACAUGUUGAUUUUUAUACUUGAAAGGAACUUGUAUGAAGACUAACCUCCUAGUAUCCCUUGUAAAUUAUUCAUGAUAAAUGGUAAUAAAGUUUUCUGACUUUA